AUGAUCUCCUCUGCCCUUCCAUCGCAAUUCUGUCUGCAGGACCUUGCCGCCAUUACGGGUCGUGUAUGUGAACUCAGAGUCAAUCCUCACCAGGCAGAGGCAGACCGGGAAGCGCGGGUUUGGUUCAACAGCAUUGGUUUGUACGAUGACAGAAAGAAGUCUAAGUUCCUCAACUACGGCAAAUUUGAUCUCUUCGCUGCCCUAAGUUUCCCUGACGCGGAUCUGAAACACCUCGUCACCUGCCUCAAAUUUUUCUUCUGGGCUUUCUCUACGGAUGAUCUGUCUGACGAAGGGGACCUCCAAUCAAGGCCCGAUGACGUCAAAGCUGGUCACGACAUCUCCGUUCGCGUCGUGGAUGAGCCUGGUGCUCCACGUCCCGAAUAUCCAUAUGCUGCUAUGUUUUAUGAUCUUCUUGAACGCUUCCGCGAAACGUCUACACAUGGCGCGUACAAACGAUUCAUCCGUGCCUGGGAAGAAUGGAGCAGUUCACAAGUAACGCAGUCACGAAACCGAUCACAGGAUCGCAUUCCCACUGUUGACGAAUUCAUCCUCAUGAGACGGGCUACCAUCGGAGGGGCGAUGGUUGAAGCUAUGGUCGAAUACUCUCUGGACUUGGACUUACCAGACGAAGUUUUUGAGAAUCCCAUUAUUCAUGCUAUGUCCGACGCUACUAACGAUCUCAUGACGUGGCCGAAUGACCUCUGUUCUUUUAAUAAAGAGCAAUCUGAUGGCGAUUACCAAAAUCUGGUAUUUUGCAUAAUGAAUGAACGCAAGGUUGGCUUACAGGAGGCCAUCGAUGUCCUUACGGAAAUGUUGGCACAGCGGGUGAAUGAUUACGUUGAAUUGAAGAACAAGUUGCCAUCGUUUGGGGCCGACGUCGACAAGGAACUCGCUCGUUACUUGCACGCGCUCGAGAACUUCGUGCAGGGCACGGUAUUGUGGUACUAUCUAAGCCCAAGAUACUUCCGCGGUGUCGAUGUCACCAACAGAGACAACUUGGUUGUCCCACUGUUCGAACCCGGUGCCUUUUGA
Molecule: messenger RNA, 1032 nt
Organism: Pisolithus orientalis
Lineage: Eukaryota; Fungi; Basidiomycota; Agaricomycetes; Boletales; Pisolithaceae
Product: terpenoid synthase
Exons: 9
Coding region: 1-1032 (343 amino acids)
Source: RefSeq, a predicted model, not a curated record